Molecule: messenger RNA, 1873 nt
Organism: Zophobas morio
Lineage: Eukaryota; Metazoa; Arthropoda; Insecta; Coleoptera; Tenebrionidae
Gene: pcs
Product: SH3 domain-binding protein 5 homolog
Exons: 4
Coding region: 351-1475 (374 amino acids)
Biological process (GO): negative regulation of protein tyrosine kinase activity; intracellular signal transduction
Cellular component (GO): cytoplasm
Molecular function (GO): protein kinase inhibitor activity
Source: RefSeq, a predicted model, not a curated record
UAGUCGAGCUCGCGCGAACGCACAACGCCUGUGACGUUUACUUUUUAGUUGUGCCUACAGUCUGUCAGAACUGUGUUUUAUUUGUGUUAAUUAAUGUUAUCUUUCGCUUUUGCGUCUAAAUAUCCAGUCAGUUUAAGUGAAACCGUCUGGGUGGAGAGAAUGGUUUUUGUAACGAACGCUACUCCGUGUUGACAUACCGUGUGAUAAAAAUAACACUAACGUCAUUAAAUGCAAAAUAACUCAAUAAUAGUUAAUUAGUUCUCCAUACAAUUACAGUACAUGACUAAAAUGUGAUACAACAAUCAUAAGACUGAAAAUAGGUUGUUAUUAAUCGAUCGGCUGCUAAGAAAAUGAGUGACACUGAAGACAAUGAAUUGGACCCUCGAAUACAAGUCGAACUGGAAAAGCUGAACACUACAACUGAUGAAAUCAACAGAUUAGAAAUAGAAUACGAUGAAGCUAAUACUACAUUCCGCAUGCUGCUAAAUGAAUCAACGAGAAGGUUGAAAGUUCUCUCCAAAAAGCUAGGCAGCUGCAUUGAACGCGCAAGGCCUUACUACGAAGCGUUGGAAAUAGCGAAAAAAGCACAACAAGAAUGCCAGAAAGCAGCUGUACAGUUUCAAAGAGCCAACGAAAUUCAUGCAGCAGCAAAAGAAACGGUAGCUUUAGCUGAACAGAGAUUUCUUAGUAAUCAACAUGAAUGGCAGUUCGAUAAUGCCUGGCAAGAGAUGCUCAAUCAUGCCACUAUUAAGGUUAUGGAAGCCGAGAAUCAAAAAGCCGAAAGCGGUCGCGAGCACCAGCGGCGCGCGACAAUUUUCAAAACAGCCGAAGACUGCGUGAAACAGCUCGAAAGCCGCCUCCAGAAAUCCAUCAUUAAAUCUCGACCGUACUUCGACGAGAAGUCGCUCUGUCAAAGUCAACUCAACACCCAAAAGGACCGAAUCGAGACAAUAAAACGCGACAUCGUCAAAGCCAAAACUUCCUAUUCGCAAACGCUCAAACAACUAGAACAGAUAUCGAACGAAAUCCACAUGAAAAGAGGAAGCAUCACCGAGGAACUGCUUCGAGGACCCAGGGAGCCGGGCGUCGGAGCGGAACUAGUGCCAUCUCACGAAGAACUAACGAACAAACAUUCUACACUGCCAGACUUCAAUUUAGAGUUGGAUAAAUGCGAACUGAGGAGUUGUGGUUCGAUGAGUGGUACGAAUUCUUCGGCCGUGAGCGAGAAGGACGAGAGGGAGAAUCUCUACGAGGAUUUGGACGAUUUGAAGGUUAAAUUUAAGGAGUUGGCUGUGAGACCGGUCAACGGAGGCGAAGGCGAGAGCAUGGACGGUGUGUGGGAGUCCGAGUUGAAGAACACGGUGGAAAAAAUGGACCACAUGAUGUUGUUACAAGAGUGUGCGCAAGAGUUGGAUGACUACAAAUCGGGGAUCAGAGAUAGCGAAGAUUGUUCGAGUGUGAAGCAGGUUUCUUAAGUGUCUAUUGAAUUUGCUGUUACUAAUCGUAGAUCAGCGGUAGAAUGUAGAUUACAACGAGACUGGCGAACUACGUCCGAUUGUUUUUUUUUCCAAGGACUUUGAACAAUGAAAUUUCAGUAUUGCGUUAGUUACCUCAUUUUAACACUGGAGUUUCGUUAGGGUUACUAAUUUUUAUACUAAAUCAAACUGAUUGUAGAGGAUAUUGUCGGCAGUUGCCUAAUUUUUGCGCGGCUCGUGCUGCAGAAAUUUCUGAUAUUUUAACACUGUGUGAUAAUCAAUUUGAAUCUUUGUUAGUUAUUUGGAGCAUGGGCGUGGCAAGAAUUUUUAAAUUUUGUGUGUAAGAGAUGUAUAUGUUGUUACUAAUGAGAGCUGAUUUAAUAAAAAAAUUCUGUGAA